Pseudovirgaria hyperparasitica is the source of this 2608-nucleotide messenger RNA. RefSeq lists its product as uncharacterized. Bases 149 to 2437 code for a protein of 762 amino acids. Lineage: Eukaryota; Fungi; Ascomycota; Dothideomycetes; Acrospermales; Acrospermaceae. The record is from RefSeq and is a predicted model, not a curated record. The transcript is spliced from 3 exons. Gene Ontology annotation, molecular function: calcium ion binding. Gene Ontology annotation, cellular component: membrane.
UCUGUGUUUACCCCCUUCUUCUGACAAUUCCGUCCGUUUUUGGAAAUGGCCAAGCUCACCUAAUGAGCCACACAUUCCUUUGUAUCCGUUUGCAGAUCUUCAGAUCUUGGAAGGGUUAUCGAGCAUUCUUUUGAUAUAUACUGGCGCCAUGUUAAUAAUAUUUCUCUUUGCAUUUCUCGCCGCUGCAUCUGCGGUGCCGUACGUUUCAUUGCCGUUCAAUUCCCAAUAUCCCCCCGUAGGACGCGCCGGUCAAGUAUAUAGCUAUGAGCUGUCUCCACACACGUUUGGCCCGCUGCCCGACGCGGCCGACUUCCAGCUCGCACUCGACAAUGGUCCAUCAUGGCUGUCACUCAAUUCUACAUCUCUCGUUUUGGAGGGUAAACCGGCGGAAGAGGAUGUUGGAUCGAGUUCUUUCAGCAUCGUGGCUUCAAAGGGGGCUAACCAGGUGACAAUGAACUGCAGUCUGCGCGUUGUUGAUUAUCGUGGACCUGAUGUCAAAGGGGAUCUUGUGGAUGUCAUGGUAGAAGGAAAUGAUCGCACUGGAUCCACUACCGUCUUGAUUGCCCCCGACUCCGCAGUCCUGGUCGAGCUCGCAGACGAUACGUUUGGCUCAGAAUGGAACAAUCUCUCGUACGCGGCUACGAACGAUGAUGGACUACCUCUUCCUAGCUGGUUGAACUUCAAUCCCGAUAACCUGACGUUCUCCGGCCAAGCACCUCGUCUAGAAAAUGCAUCUCAGCUGUUUGAUAUAAGGGUAGUGGCAUCAGACAUGGACGGCUUCGCCAGCGCGGAGCUUCCGUUCACGUUUGUCCUAAGCGAGCACAAACUCGCGUUCUCGCCUGUGAGUCCGAAUAUUACGCUGAAAACGGGUGAUGCUGUUCACUUCGACAGCAUCGGGAGCAUGCUGCAGUUGGACGGGAAGCAAGUCGAGGUCGACCAAACCUCUUCACUAUCAGCGCAUGGCUUACCAGACUGGCUAGAGUACGAUUCGAAGACAGGAAGUCUUGACGGAAAUUCCCCGGACGGUGUCGAGUCACUCGCAUUCUCCGUCGAGGCCUCGGACAAGUAUGACGGAUAUGUCAACACAACCUUUACCCUGACAUUCGUGCCAUCUCUCUUUACAGGCGCCAUACAGACAUUAGACGCCACGCCCGGCACAGCAUUCAGCUACACGUUUCCCGACUCGCUGUUUGCCGCCCAGGGGCUGAACAUUGCCCUCCAGACUACCAGGACCACUGCGUGGCUGGCAUACAGUCCGGCGAACAAGAUCAUGUACGGCGACGUGCCGCUUGAUAUGGCGACGGGAGACAUCGAGGUCACGCUUGUCGCGACUUCGCCUCAGCAUCCCUCGACGACAGAGCGCAGGAUUAUCAAGAUCCACCUCACGCAGGCAAAGACGAAGGACGCUAUGUUGCACAAAAAGCGCAUCAUAAUGGUCAUCUGCCUGAUGUCGGUACUCGCCAUCACCAUCCUUAUUGGCAUGCGAGUGCUAUACAUUCGCGCACGCCGCCGCCGUCGUAGUCGAAAGACUGAUCCCAAAACAAUCUCACACGGAAACCACCCAUCGAAUCCCUACACCAUCGGCACAGAUCCCGACACCGACGACGAUGACGACGACCCCGAACAAGGCUCCGCCGUGGAGAAAUCUGAGAAGCAGCACGCUCCAUCAAACCCAUCACCACCCUGUCUCGAACUAUCCGAAGCACCACCCACUAAAUCCCAUGCACAACAGCCCAAACCCACAAACCCCUCCUCCACACCACUUACACCCUUCGGCCGCGACACACUGUUCGUCCUCACAGAAGCCUACGGACGGUUGUCAGCGCGAGACGGUAUCUGCGCCACAGAACGCGCCAUAAAACGCGCCGCCUCCUCCCCUGAAUCGCACAAAAACGACAAUAACAACAACGACAAAAUAUCUAAAGCGAAACCCAAACCCAAACCCCGCAAAUCAUCAUCAUCGCCACCAAGUCGCACACCCAGCAGCAUCAAGCGAAAGGGCGAAGUCGCUGCCGCCGCGCUGCGCCGUAAAUGGAGUAAUGCUAGCGGCGUGUCGCGCAGCUCGUACUCGUCGAGUGCGCUCUCUGCGAAGCUGUCCGAGUUUCCGACACCGCCGCUGCCGUCGCUGCCGUCUCUCCCGUCGCUGGUGACGGCUGGGUCGGUGGGAAUGGGGCGGGAUGGCGUGGUGAGCCGGGUGGAUCGGGUGGUUGCGGAGGGAGAGAUGGCGAACAGCACCACGACGAAACAGAAACAAAAACAGAAUCAGAAACGCCCGCGUCCUACAUCCACGCUCUCGAUGUUUCCCCCACCGUCAUCGUCCACGCCGAAGACGGGGUUGAAGAUCCAGAUCCGCGCUGCGAACGCAGGACCAUACACCCAAUCAGACACAAAAACGAAAACAGAAAGAAAAUCAAAAAGAACAACAUGGCAAGACUAAACAUACCCCCUGCUCAGCACAUACGCAAACACCUACCACUCUGCCCUGUACAAUACACACGCCACACGCCACAGCCACCAACGAAACCACAGUCCCAACAACCACCACCGCCACAACAGUCCCUACAAACAUAGCCACCAUCACCACCACCACGACAACCACCCCGAAAGA